AACACUGUUCGUUAGUCUGCGCCCAGCGGCUAUCGGCUCCACCACGCUGCUCGCACCUGCUGUCACACUGCCACACAGUCACGAUCGUCAGUCGUCACGCUCUAUCAUUAACUCGAUCACUGUGACAGUGUGACUUCCAUCAUUCUUAGUUACAUAUUCAUCAUGAGUGACAGUGACAGUGACAACAGUGGCAGGGAAACUCCUGGAACUUCGCACAAACGGAAAAAGCCGGGAGCCGUAACAAAGACAAUCCCAUCACAUCCAUCAUCAUCAUCAGGUGAGUGGGCCUUUAAACUCGAAGGAUACACUUGUUGAAGACCCCUGCCUGACCCCAAUCAUGCAACGGCUUGUGCCUUCCGCAUCAGGGCAGAGUUAUGGGACGAGAUGUAAGAAGCCCGUGGCCGUCACCGUCACCUCGGAUACUCCCCUAGAUAUGGAAGCGUGUGCAGGGGUGGUGGAAGUGCUGGUGAAGCACAUACUGUAUCAGCGCGGCCAGAUCCCCGUACCCUUUGAUGCCUUGCAGAGAGAAGCCAGGCUGCAGCGGUCAAUCAGCCAGGCGCACCUCAGGGACGCCGCGCUGCCACUAAACGCUCGUCAGAACUCGGUUUCCAGAAAGGAAGAAAUUAUGAAACAUAAAUUACAAAGGAAAAGACAGCAAUGGUUGUGUAAAGUAGACAAAUUUCUGCUUAACUUUAACUCCAUGAAAGAGAGUUUACACAAUGAACUUAAAAGUGGCAGUGUCCGUGGAGUCAAGGUAAUACUCGGAAGUUCAGUGAUGACAGGUCGUGAAAGCUACUUCAUCAGGCUGCCUGAAGACUACUCCAGUCAGUCCAGCACUCAGCCUGCCAAGCCCCAUAACAGGGGUCUGAAACUCUUUAGGAAUCUAGUUACAAAUGAGGCCUUGCUGAAGGUAAUGAAUCAGCCAUGUGGUGUUCAGAGGAUAUGGGUCAUGGUGCAGAAGUCUACAGGCCUAAAGAACACUACAGACCACACCAAGUCUCUGGGGGCUAACACAACAGCUGUUAACGUGAUUCACCGCCCUGAAUAUUCUGAACACCAAAGAACCACUAAGGUGGAAAUCAACAUACAGCACAGAAGUGUCAGUGCCUCCAUGGACCUCACCCCAACUGUAGGCUCAGGCAUCACCUUACAUAACCUAGGGACAAAGAGGUCCCUGUAUCUCAGUUCUCCAAGUGUGUUCCAUUCCUGUUCUUCCAACAGGAACCAAGGCAUGUUGACGUGCACUUAUCUGGAAAAGGAGUCUGAUAAUGGAACAAGUGACUCGGAUAGACAUAAAAUGCUCCCUCCAAGUCUCAUUAGAAAUUCAGAUUGCACUUAUAACAAAUCCAUUUUAAAAACUCCUGUGAAGCUGUACAAAGAAGACAUCAUUCCUAUGGUUGAGACACCUGUGCAUUCUUCAUUCCUCAAGGUUGAGUCCUUCACACCCAGCAAGCAGUUAGCAAGUCGACUUGGGACUUUUAAUCUCUCAGAUGGCACCUUGGACACUACCUGGUACCAAAUUGACUGUCUCAUAUCUGGGUUCAGAGACAUGUGUCAGUCUUGAACUACAUAAUGUGCAUAGAAUGGUGCGAAGUUGUUGUUUAUUGACUUGUUAAAUGUUAUAAUGAUGUGGAAUAUUUUUUUAAGUCUUCAUGUUUCAUAGUGUGUGUAUGAGAUAAUUUAUAUAAUUUCAGUCUUGCAUUUCUCUUCAGUAAAGUAAGAAAUUAUUUAUUGCAGUAAAAAGGAAGUAGACUGUUGAAAGAACUCAAGUAAGUUUAUCAUACUUAACAUUUUUUCAUGAGGAGUUCCAGUUACUCACUCAUGCAGAGACAGCAGUAUACUUCAUUCUGCUGUGUAAUCAAACAGUUCCCGUGAACUUUAUGAAAACAUUAAGAUAGGAACAAUUCCAUCAUUUUAAGGCUUAAGAAUGACAGAGGAAGAAAGAUGUAGCUAUGUUUACCACAAACAUUUAUAUAUUGUAAAAACUUUGUUACUAUGUUUGGUUUUACAUUAAAGGAUUUUACACAAG
Molecule: messenger RNA, 2029 nt
Organism: Portunus trituberculatus (swimming crab)
Lineage: Eukaryota; Metazoa; Arthropoda; Malacostraca; Decapoda; Portunidae
Exons: 5
Coding region: 338-1564 (408 amino acids)
Biological process (GO): regulation of exit from mitosis
Cellular component (GO): nucleus
Source: RefSeq, a predicted model, not a curated record